UGCGAGCAACAAGAUUAUCAGACAUUGUUUUUGCUUAUUGACAUUCACCUCUAAUUCUGCCAACUGUAAGUUUAGAGAGCAUCCGUUAUAUGAGCAUAGCAAAAACCGUGCUACGUUUGUACUCAAGAAAACCGCGAAAGUUCACCUAUCCCCCAUUUUUGGAUUUUAUGGGCAAUAGUUUUACAAAGCAAAACGUUGACAUGGACAGUGUACAGGCUCAGUUCGUGCGCGACACAAUUGCCAAUAAUAAGGUAGCAAUAUUCAGCAAAACUACCUGUCCUUACUGCACAAUGGCCAAAGAGCCAUUUCGAAAGCUCAAUGUCAAUGCCACGAUAGUGGAGCUUAACACACGUAAGGAUGGCAAUGAAAUUCAAUCUGUUUUGGGGGAAAUGACUGGUGCUCGCACUGUCCCUCGUGUCUUCAUUAAUGGCAAAUUUGUUGGCGGCGGCACGGACAUUAAGCAAAUGUACGAGAUGGGAACGCUACAAAAAUAUUUCGAAUAGUUUGCUCGACUUAAAGAAUUGUAUAUUUUAAUUUAAAUAGUGCAAAUUGUAAAGUUUUAAUUUAAUAAAGUUUUCCAAUUAUUUGAGAUAAAAGAACGUCA
This is a messenger RNA of Drosophila busckii, 604 nucleotides long. RefSeq names its product glutaredoxin-C4. The transcript is spliced from 3 exons. Gene Ontology annotation, molecular function: glutathione disulfide oxidoreductase activity. Gene Ontology annotation, cellular component: cytoplasm. The coding region runs from base 90 to 503 and encodes 137 amino acids. The record is from RefSeq and is a predicted model, not a curated record. Gene Ontology annotation, biological process: cellular response to oxidative stress. Lineage: Eukaryota; Metazoa; Arthropoda; Insecta; Diptera; Drosophilidae.